Molecule: messenger RNA, 4077 nt
Organism: Vombatus ursinus (common wombat)
Lineage: Eukaryota; Metazoa; Chordata; Mammalia; Diprotodontia; Vombatidae
Gene: TRMT1L
Product: tRNA methyltransferase 1 like
Exons: 16
Coding region: 102-2390 (762 amino acids)
Biological process (GO): tRNA N2-guanine methylation
Cellular component (GO): nucleus
Molecular function (GO): RNA binding
Source: RefSeq, a predicted model, not a curated record
CCCCCACCCUCCAUCGCGUGACCAGCUGGGAGCAGCGCCGCCACAGAGUCCCCCUCGGCGCCCCCCGCCCCGACACUGGGCCGGGCGUGGAAGUGGUAACUAUGGAGAAUAUGGCGGAGGAGGCGGCGCUGCCGCCUCCAGAAGCGAAGCACGAGCUGGAGCUGGAACUCGAGCCGGAGCCCGAGCCGGAGCCCGAGCCGGAGGAGGCGGCCCCGGGGGCUGCUGCGGAGAGCAAUGGACUAAUUAAUCCAGUGAAAUUAAGCAGCAACAGUCAUGAUAAAGAUGUUGUACCUGAAAUGGAAUUGGAGAUUGGUGAGACAGAAGCAGAACAGGAAGUCCUGAAAGAACCUUACAGGAUCCUGGCCUCAUCGGAUUUAUCAAGAGAAAAACACAUCUCAAUUCAAAGACAGCUGAUUGAUCUAGAGAAGUUAGCUUACCUGAGUGAAGGUGAAUGUGCCUCUGCCAUGUCCUCAUCCAACACAGACCAGCUUGAUGCAGCUGGUAAAAAACCUUGUCCAUUAUGCCCUGAGGAAAAAUUCAAAGCUUGUUAUAGCCAUAAACUUCAUCGUCACCUUCAGAAUUUACACUGGAAAGUUUCUGUUGAAUUUGAAGGUUACAGGAUGUGCAUCUGUCACUUACCUUGUCGACCAGUGAAACCAAACCUCAUUGGAGACCAGACAUCUAGUAAAAUGGGGGCCCAUUAUCACUGUAUCAUUUGUUCAGCAACCAUCACACGAAGAACUGAUAUGAUAGGACAUAUUAAACGCCAUGUGAACAAAGGAGAAACUGAAUCCAGGUAUAUUGCAGCCUCUGCUGCUAAACCACCCCGUGAAGUGUUGAAAGAAGCAGACACUGACAUACAAGUUCUUCCUAACUAUUCUACACCUCAGAAAACAGAUUCCUAUUUUAAUCCAAAAAUGAAAUUAAACAGGCAACUGAUAUUCUCUACACUGGCUGUGUUGGCUGAGGAACGAAAGCCUCUGGAGUGUUUGGAUGCUUUUGGGGCCACUGGCAUAAUGGGAUUACAAUGGGCAAAACACCUUGGGAAUGCAGUCAAGGUUACUAUUAAUGAUUUUAAUGAAAACUCUGUGACAAUGAUUCAGGAAAAUUGCCAUUUAAACAAAAUGAAAGUGAUGUUGGACAGUAAAGAAGAGGAUGAGUGUGAUGAAGCUCUGGAAGAAGGAGAGGAAAACGUUGGUGCUAUUGAAGUGACCAAAAUGGAUGCCAAUGUACUAAUGCACUUGAGAUCAUUUGACUUUAUACACUUGGACCCAUUUGGAACAUCAGUGAACUAUCUAGAUUCUGCCUUCAGAAAUGUAAGAAAUCUUGGGAUAGUGUCAGUAACUUCGACAGAUAUCAGUUCUUUAUAUGCAAAGGCUUUACAUGUGGCUCGGCGACACUAUGGCUGUAACAUUGUUCGAACUGAGUAUUACAAGGAACUGGCAGCCAGAAUUGUUGUGGCCGCCAUGGCAAGAGCCGCAACUCGUUGUAAUAAAGGUAUAGAAGUAUUGUUUGCAGUAGCCCUAGAACAUUUUGUCCUUGUGGUUGUGAGAGUUUUGAGGGGUCCUACCCCAGCUGAUGAAACAGCAAAGAAAAUUCGGUACUUGAUUCACUGCCAGUGGUGUGAAGAGAGGAUUUUUCAGAAGGAUGGUAAUAUGGUAGAAGAAAAUCCAUAUAGACAACUGCCAUGUGACUGCCAUGGAAGCAUGCCUGGAAAGACAGCAAUAGAACUUGGUCCUUUAUGGUCAGGUUCCCUCUUUAAUACUGGAUUCCUCCGAAGAAUGCUGUUUGAAGCGGUUCAGCAUGGUUUAGACGACAUUCAGCCCUUAAUAAAGACUUUAAUCUGUGAGGCAGAGUGCACCACCCUAAAACAGUUUUCAAUUCAUGCACCUACAAGUCUCAAUAAGCAAGAGGAAUGUGGUGUAGUUAUUAAAACUCCAGAUACUGGAACAGAUUAUUAUGUUGUACAUGGAAAGAGGAAAAGUAAUGAAAUAUGCAGAAAUGCUACAAAGAAACAAAAGGCUGAAGCCAAUGCUGAACAUCCUUCCUUCUACUACAACAUCCAUAGACACAGUAUCAAGGGAAUGAAUAUGCCAAAGUUAAAUAAGUUUCUGCAGUAUCUCUCCCAAGCAGGCUUCCGGGUGAGCCGCACCCAUUUUGAUCCCAUGGGAGUCCGUACAGAUGCACCACUGAGCCAAUUCAAAGCUAUCCUUAUGAAGUACAGCACGCCCACCUAUGCUGGAGGACAGUCAGAGGGCCACGUACAGUCAACAGCUGAUACAAGAACAGACUGCAUUCCUAUGUCAGUGGAUGGCAGAGCUGACGAGCUAAUGGGGAAUGAUAAAUCCAGUGACGAGAGCUUGUUCCCAGAUGUCCUGACAGAGGACUGAAGAGCUCCUGUUCUGUGAUUUAAUUCUCAUGAUGUAACAAAUAUAAAACAGUCAUAUUUUUAUAUAGAAACCUCAGCAAUUUCUGAUUGGUUUCUAUGUUGGUUUGGAGAGCUAUGCUUUGAAACGUUCUUAUUCUAAAGGAGGCAGUUUCAGAAUUUUACAGAUGUUUCAUGUGAUGCAGAUUUUGUGGUUGAUGUCACCCCUCUGGUUAAAUAACUUGGACGAGUUUCACAGCUGACUGUUGUGUACAUUUCUCACAGCAGUUUUGAAAUACUUUCAAUUGCACAUUACCACUUGAGCCUAUUCACCAUGUUUAUGGUAAAUAAACUUUUUAUAGGGCAGGUAGAGGGAGCCAGAAGCUUCUAAGCAUUACCAUGACCUUGAGCUUACAAGUGUUUCUUCUGAAUCUACAUUGUAUCUCACAAUUAAAUAGCUAAAAGUAUUGGCGUUGCUCAGGCAGUCCCACCAACCAACUGAUCGGUCAGAUGUCUGUCUGUGUGCCAAAGGUAGAAAAGACAAACAUUUUACAAGUGAAAGGGAGAGGGACUGGUGUGCAGCAAAUUUUUCUUAUGCAUUUGAGGCUUUUAUCAUUAUUAUUAUUAUUAUUAUUAUCAUAAUGUAAUCCAUCAGACACCAGACUUCUUAGACAUGUAAGAGAUCAACAGGUGAAUGAUCUCAUAGCCUCACACAUUGCAUAAACACAUUAAUCUGGUUGUGAUCUGCCUUUUAAAAGUAAAAUAUGUAGUCUUAUGAAGUGAUUUUUCAUUUUCAGUGUUAAGCAUUAUAUAAAAAGCAUUGUAAAAAGACUAAAAAUAGGUUUAAAAAUUUGAAGGGUUUUUUUUUAAUUUUUCUAUUCCCUCUAUCAUUUGAAGAGUAUUUUGGGCAAAAAGGGUUGGAAUAUGCUUUUCUGGUCUUAUUUUAUCCUUUUAAAUGGUUGGGUCACUUCUGAAAGAAUAUUAGUAAAAUCAGCAUUUUACUCAUGACAGAGCUUUUUAGAACCGUUAACUUUAAGACUUAAGUAAUGUCACAGGUUGUUCCAAAACUGUAAGCCUCUCCCCUCUUUCUCAAAGGUUAUUGAGAUAUUUUCCCAUCAGCAUUUUUUUAAACCCCCAAUAUUACAGCUUGCUUUAAAAGAAGUGAGACAAAGGGGUGAGGGGGCCAGAGAUAGGGAUAAGAAAGGGGCCAGACUUGUGAUUUCACUGGUGGAGGAAACUUUUGGUGGGAAAACUCCCUCUAUGCAGAUGUACAUCUGCACUUUUUAGAGAAUUGCCUUUGGCACUGAGGCAUUAAAUGACUUGUGUGGGGUUACAUAGCCAGAAUGUGUCAGUGGCCAAACUUGAACCCUGUGCUCCAUCUACUAUGUCGCUCUCUCAUAAAAUCAGCUAAAUAGGUUUUACAUAUAUAUACAUUCAGUGAAUUUCAGAGAAAAUCCAGUGGUAGCUUUUGACAUUUCAAAAAAGACUAUCUAGGUACUUGGACUUGACAUAUUUUCUUUCAAUGCAUUGUUCUUUUCCAAGUUUUCAAAAUUGUCAUAUUUAAUGAACAAUCAUUUCACUAUGCAAAAAGUAUUCCCAUGUUCAUUCUCAUUUUGCAAGCCUAGGUUUUCUGAAGUGUUAGCUUCAGUUUAUAUUGACAGUGUGGUGGUCUUCAAAUAUAUAUUAUAAGUGAAAUAAAUGGUUACAGAAUA